Messenger RNA from Closterium sp. NIES-65, 294 nucleotides. Lineage: Eukaryota; Viridiplantae; Streptophyta; Zygnematophyceae; Desmidiales; Closteriaceae. The record is from the annotation of a GenBank genome assembly.
AUGCACCGGGAACACAUGGCAGACCCCGUCGCCGCCACCUACGGCCCCGUCGCCGCCACCUGCGGCCCCGUCGCCGUCACCUGCGGCCCCGUCACCGCCACCUGCAGCCCCGUCGCCACCACCUGCGGCCUCGUCGCCGUCACCUGCGGCCCCGUCGCCGCCACCUGCGGCCCCGUCGCCGCCCCCUGCGGCCCCGUCACCGCCACCUACGGCCACGCAGCCGCCACCUGCGGCCCCGUCGCCGCCACCUGCGGCCCCGUCGCCGUCACCUGCGGCCCCGUCGCCCUCCCCUAG